Messenger RNA from Plasmodium gonderi, 585 nucleotides. RefSeq names its product variable surface protein. Bases 1 to 585 code for a protein of 194 amino acids. The record is from RefSeq and is a predicted model, not a curated record. The transcript is spliced from 3 exons. NCBI's taxonomy places the organism in Eukaryota, Apicomplexa, Aconoidasida, Haemosporida, Plasmodiidae.
AUGAAUGUUACGGAAACUUUUAAAAUUGACCCUAAACUCUAUAAUAUAAUUAAUUACAAAAUUUAUCUAAUACACUUUAUACGACUAUCCAUUACCCUAAAGACUAAUAGCAGCAAUGAUAUUAUAUUUGAAGCAUUGAAGAGCAAGCAUGUUAUUCUUACACAAUUGGACACUCCUAUGCUUAUGAGUUACUGUAUUUCUUCAUUAAAUGUUAAUUCAAUUUAUACUAUUUUACCAAAUGAGUUAUUUACUCAAUGCUUUAUGAAAGAUCGAUCCAUUAUUAAUGCAUCCAGUUGUCAUAUACAAAAGGACAAAAUUACUUCGUUGUUAAAUGAAUGGAUAUACGAAAUAAAGCACCCUUCACCAACUAAAAUGAUUUUACCUGUUUGCAUAAUUUUAAAGAUAAUUGUUCUACUCAUAUUUUUUAUUAUAUAUAAUUUUUCCAAAAUUAAUAAAUUUAUAAAUAAUACAUAUUAUAGAAGAAAUAUAAUGAGAAAUUUUUUACAUUGGAUUUAUCAUUUUAGAACUAGACAAGAUUCUCAAUCAUGUUCAGGAAAAAAAAGGACUGAUAUAAUAUACAUAUGA